AUGAAAAGCUUCUACGAUAUUAUCGAAAUUCCGGUGAACGCCGCAUUCGAGGACGUCAAAAAAGCGUAUUUUCGAUUUCUGAGACAAGUAUUUUUUGGGUUUGGCCUAAAAAUUACGUAAGAAACGUUUUUAGGAGCAUCCGGAUAAAAAUCCCGAAAAGCGAGACACAAAUACCGAACUUUUGAACACGGUCGGUCAAAUUUGGGAGCAAUUCAAGGUAAAAUGGGCGGGAUAUUUGAAAAAGCGAAACAAUCUUCCAGGACAAUCGGCCGAUUUACGACAGUUGGCUCCGUGAGCAAAAGUUGCGCGAGACGCAGGGAACGAUCGGCGAGACGGUCGAAUUGGAGUACGGAGAGAACGAAAUCGACGAGGUGUGUCGGUGCGGCGCCGAGUUUUCGCUGACCCCAGAAGAGGUAAUCACUUUUUAGCUUUGGCGCGCUUAAAAUAGCUCGAUUUUUACAGUUUUUUUUCCACACAAUUUUGCAGGUGGAUCAGAUAAUCGACGUGGGAAUCUUCGAGUGCAGUUCGUGCUCCCUGUGCCUGGAAGUCCGUCGUCCGGCACACUAGAAUGUCCUCGCUGGACGAUACGAGCACAAAGAUCCUGGUGCUCGGCGACUCGUGCGUCGGAAAGACCUCGCUGUGCCACUGCGUCGCCGGUGAGCCCGCCCGAACGUUCGACUCAACCAUCGGCGCCACCGUCAUCAUGGCGUGGCACGAGUACCGCGCCGGCACGCCCGAACAACGCGCCGAACUCAUCGAAUUGUGGGACGUCGGCGGCAUGGUCGCCCAUCGGCAGGCCGCCCACGUCUUCUUCGAGGGAGCCGUCGGCGCCAUUCUGGUGCAUGAUCUGACGAAUAAGCGCAGCGAGGAGGUACGUUUGUUGGAGAGGGUCUUGACACGAUUGCGAUUAAAAAAAAGUGACAUUCUAUGCAUUUAUUCGAUUUUCUCGGAAACAUUGAUGUUGCUGAGGUCGUGUUUUUCAUUAGUCUUCAUUCAAAUCACUUCAGAACCUUGCCACGUGGCUGACGAUGCUCGACGGAAAACCACGUGCCCAGAACAGUUCGAAGGAUUCGGCCGCCGUCGCGCUGAAAGUCGACAUUGAGAGCUGCAACAUUCCGGUGCUCAUUGUGGGAACGAAAGCGGAUCUGGUGCCGCACAAGGGACCGAUCAGCUACGAUAGGUACGGUUCAGAAGCGAAUUGGCACCGAACUCGAACGUUUUUUUUUUCCGAAAACGCGGAACUAGAAAGCAGAAAAAUAUAUUCUGGUCAAGUUACAAGGCUUUUCGUAGUCCAGCAGUAAACCAAUCAGAUUAUUGCAAGUGGGCCGAAAAAAGCCUGGGCUCCCCUGAUACAAAAGCUCAAAAUUUCCGAUAUUGUAGACUCCAGUUUCCAGAUUGCACAUAGAUUCCCUGAGAAUGAUCCAACGUGGCUCGGCGAACAGCAUCACUCUCGGCCGCUUCUUCGACUCUUGCCUCGACCGAACCCGCCGAACCUCGCUCGCCGCCUCCACCUCCUUCUACGCCCGCUCCUCGACCACCCCGAACACCUCGAUCAUUCAAGGGAACUCCGGAAGCAACGCCACGUCAUCGUCCGGAGUGACGACAGUCAAUCGGACGAUGAGCCCGUUCACCACCAUUCCAAUGGGAUCCUAA
This is a messenger RNA of Caenorhabditis sp. 36 PRJEB53466, 1653 nucleotides long. NCBI's taxonomy places the organism in Eukaryota, Metazoa, Nematoda, Chromadorea, Rhabditida, Rhabditidae. The record is from the annotation of a GenBank genome assembly.